AUGCUAAAGGUUAUUGCUUUCGAAAAUUUUGUACAUUUCAAAGAGAAGCAAGUGAUAAAUUUGGAAACUGCAACAAGAAAAUCUGAUGAUAAAAAGAAAAAGAAAUCUGCCAAAGAAACACCAGAUGAUAAAAAGAAAACUGCAGAAGGAAUUUCUGAUGAUACAGAGGAAAUAUCAAAAGUUAAAUCUGAUGACACGGAGACAACUGCCAAGGAAAAAUCUUAUGACACACAAGAAAUUGCACAAGGAAUGCCUCAUGAUAAACAGGAAACCGAAAUUGAUACAUUCCAUGAUACACAGGAAACUGCACAAGGAAUACCUAUUGAUAAACAGAAAACCGAAAUUGAAACAUCCCAUGAUAUACAGGAAACUGCACAAGGAAUACCUCAUGAUAUACAGGAGAAAAAAAUAAAAGGCACAUUUCAAGAUGAAGUGAAAUCUGCAAAAGAACAACCUCAUGGCACAGAAAAUAAGAGUAAACUUGCCUGUUUUGUUGGAGCAAAUUUCUGCGGCAAAAGCACAGUUUUAGAAUUGAUUAGACGAUGCAUGACGAACGAAAUCAAUGUAACCGUAACUAGAUCCUUUAAUGAAAAUAAAGUGGCAUAUGUGUUCUGCAAAUUCGACUUGCAUUCUAAAGAGGUCAUUUCUGGUGUCAUAAAGGAGGGAAACGAAUGUGUACCAUGCAAAUUUCACAAAAUAUUGAUUUACACUUCCGAACGUGGAAAAAUCCUUCGUUGUAAUUCUUUUGAAUCCAGUGAUUCAACGCCAAAUGAAAGUUUUCGAAUAUUGGUAGAACCAGAAGAUAAAGAUGAAAUGAAAUAUCUUUUUCAAAAGCAGAAAAAAGAAUCCACGUACGUAAAGCAUAUUUUAAAAAUAAUACAAUCGAAACAGAAUAUCAUAGAAAAGAAGGAAGGUGAAGUAGAUUGGAAGGAUUUAGAAAACGCAUACGUGGCAACAAUGCCUCUUAGAGGAAUUGGAAUGGUACAGUGGACAAGAAGUAACAAAAUUGGAGAUAAGGUUAGGAAUUAUAAGAUGGCUUGUGAACAGGCAGAAAUAAUUUCCGAACUUUUAUCAUCUGAAUCAAUUGAUACAGAUAAAGAAACCGAUAUCUUUGAUUAUUUAACUUAUCCUCAGAAAUUCACUUUUAUACUAAGUAAUGAAGAAGAUAAAAUUCGCGUUCAACAUGGUGGGUUUCGUCCCUUCCCGUUGUUAAAAACUUCUGAGGGGAUAUUGGAAGCUAAACAGGUAUCUCUGCUUCUCUCACACAAAAACAUUAAAACACUUACUUUGGAGGAGCCGUGUAGAGGAAUGCACGCUCAGAUGAUUGAGCGAUUAAGAACAGUCCUAUAUCAAGAGGGAUUGGAGAAAACUAUCAUCGUUUCGACACAUAGUCCGUAUUUCAUCGAUACUAGUACAAUCAAUAACACUCAUGUUUUCUUUCGAACUGAAUCUAAAGACUCGAAUUACGAAUGUAACAUUAGAAAUGUAGGACUUCAGAGAGAGCUUUCUAAAGUAUCCGAUGUUGAAACUCUUCGAACCCUUUUAUUUGCAACCAAAGUUUUGUUAGUUGAAGGUCCAACUGAUAGGGAUGUUGUGCAAGCUCUCUUCACACACCUGCGUGAAAGUCGACAGAAAGACAUUGGUAUUAAGGAGAAAUCAGAUAUAACUACUUAUCAAAUAAUUCCAAUUGGUGGGUGCCAAAACGCCAAAGACGUCCUCAGAUUUUGCAAGUAUAUUAAUCUCCCUUGCUCGUGUUUACUGGAUCGUGAUAAAUUUGUUUCAAUUAAAUAUCUACCAGUUAUUCUAGAUAGUGAAGAUCAAAUAUUUUCGGAGUGGGUUGUAGAAUGUUUCCUAGGAAUGGAGGAGAAAGUCAUCGAAUUGUUAGCUAAAAAAUAUGUCUGGAAAAAAGAAUCGGAUUUUCUUGAGGAGGGGUUUCAGGAACUUUCUGACCAUUUAAGAGAAAAGAACAUUUUCGUUUGGAAGUACGGUGCACUUGAAGAGUCAAUACUAAGUACUGACAAAAAGAAUGAACACAUUGCUAAACCUCUUAAAAUCGAUCUUAGUGAUCCUUCCAACAGAUGCAAAAGACUUAAACGUAAAUUGAAAGAAAGGCUCGAUGAAAAAGAAAGAAGAUGUUUUGCCAAACAUAUAUCUGAAGUUGAAGAAAUAAAAAGGUUUUUGAAAUUUAUGGAGGAUGAAGAAAAUACAAGAAUGAAAAGAUCCGGCAUCUUAAGUCAAGAGCACAGCCACCCACAUGUUGGAUAAAAUUUUCAUAAAAAAUAAAUUAUUUGGGAAAACAAAGAGAGAUAAUGUAAAAUUUUGAUAAAACCUGUGUUUUUCACAAAAGAAAUCAAAGGAAAACGGAAAUAUAUUUUUACCCCCACCCCCACCCCCGUGAAACAAAAAAUCCUUUUUACAGGAUUAUGAAAUGUUGUUUCACAAAUUCAUACAAAAGCAUAUCUUGUUUCAUGGAAGAAAAUAUGUUUACAGACAAAAAAAUGAAUGUAAAAAUGGCCAUUUUAGAGCAAAUUUCAACUGAAAUUACAAAUAAAAAUGUACUUACCAGUUGCAUUCAUAGCACUUUGAACGCAACUUCUUCUGCUUUGAGUGUAGUUCGUUUUUCACACUCGCACAGUACAAGCUACUCUAAAUAUUUUCAGCAUUCAGUGGUAUAUAUAUGAAAUUUAUGCAAAAGGAAUAAAUCUUAGGUUUUAAUGAAAUCCUCAUUUUAAAAUGAUUUUAAUUGCUGAUUGAGGUGUAUUUUUUUUUAUUAAUUUAGGUCAAUAUAUUUAAUUGUAUAAUGAAACUUUAUAAAUUAAACAGAGCUCUAUCUCUUUAAUUCAUCUGUUCAUUUUUACGCACAUAAUUACAAAGAACGAUAACACUUCACGGUAGGGUGUUUUACGCUCAGACAAAGGGAAUUUUUUGUAAUAGUGUAUCUAUUUGAAGAACGAUAUCAACUCUUAAAAUGAAUUUUAAAAACUUAAGAAACAAAAGAAAAAAAAUCUUAAGUUUAAAUCAAUACCAAAACAUACUCUUUUUUCAUAAUUGUGUUAUUAAUAAUUUUUCUCAGAGAGUUUAAAUAAAUUUUAACGAUGACGUCACAACUGCAUCAAAGCAAAAAUUUACGAGAAACUAAAGACGACACGGUUUGUAUGCAGAUAACUGUGGUUAAGAAGCAAAUACAAUAUAUAUUGUAUGUGAUUUAUUGAAAUAAAGUGGAUUAAUCAGGUCUAAA
Saccostrea echinata is the source of this 3238-nucleotide messenger RNA. RefSeq lists its product as uncharacterized. Lineage: Eukaryota; Metazoa; Mollusca; Bivalvia; Ostreida; Ostreidae. The record is from RefSeq and is a predicted model, not a curated record. Gene Ontology annotation, molecular function: ATP binding; ATP hydrolysis activity. The transcript has a single exon. The coding region runs from base 1 to 2265 and encodes 754 amino acids.